UUGCUGAAGGGUAAAGUUAGGAAUCAAGCAGUGCGUUUACGACCGAAAAUAUUUUACAUUGGAACUCAUUCAACAUUUUCAAAAUGGGAAGCUGUAAGGAAAACGAACUGGACGAAAUUUUGGCAAUCCAGAAGCGCGAAGAGAAUCUAAUGAAGCUCAUUCAGGAAACUGGCUGUGAAAUUAUACAAGAAAAUAGCCAACGGAAGUUCGGUGGACCACCAUCAAUUUGGGAAGGCCCACCCCCACCGAAAGGCACUGAAAUUUUUGUGGGGAAUUUACCACGUGACGUAUUUGAGGAUGAGCUAUAUGGACUCUUUGCAACUAUCGGGCCCAUUUACAAGCUUCGUUUAAUGAUGGAUUUUAGAGGUUCAAAUCGUGGAUUCGCGUUUAUCCAGUACGCCCACCGACAUGAUGCUCAUCGAGCAAUCGAGUUGAUGAAUAACUACGAACUGCGACCGAGACACCAUAUUGGAGUGGUGAAAUCUAUUGAUAAUUGUCGGCUUUUCGUCAGAGGUAUACCUAAGAACAAAUCUCGCGAAGAAAUCCAAUGUGAAAUGGAAAGAUUGACCAAAGGCGUGUCUAAAGUCAUCGUUCACAGUUCCAUCACAAACAAAACUAAAAAUCGUGGUUUCGCCUUUGUCGAAUAUAUAAACCAUAGGGCUGCCUCCAAGGCUCGUAGAAAGUUAAUACCCGACCAGAUUCAAUUGUGGGGCAAAGCAAUUGCUGUUGAUUGGGCUGAACCGGAGAACGAAAUCGAAGAAGACGUCAUGCCGAAGGUUACGGUUUUGUACGUACGCAACUUGUCACUGACCACAACGGAACAAGUAUUGCGAGACAUUUUCAAUCAGGCAUCGGAUGAUAAUGUGCAAAAAAUUAAAAUGAUGCGGGAUUUCGCAUUCAUUCAUUUCAAUUCCCGAGAAAAAGCCGAGAAAGCCAUGCACACUAUGAAUCAGGCAGAAAUCAAUGGGGCGACGAUUGAGAUAACUUGGGCGAAAACGGUCAGCAAAACGUUUACAUGAACUACUUGCUGAAUUAAAAACAAAACAAUUCAGCGCUUAAUGCCUGAGUAAACUAGCAUGCAGUUUAU
This is a messenger RNA of Daphnia carinata, 1087 nucleotides long. RefSeq names its product probable RNA-binding protein 46. The coding region runs from base 84 to 1019 and encodes 311 amino acids. Lineage: Eukaryota; Metazoa; Arthropoda; Branchiopoda; Diplostraca; Daphniidae. Gene Ontology annotation, cellular component: nucleus. The record is from RefSeq and is a predicted model, not a curated record. Gene Ontology annotation, molecular function: mRNA binding. The transcript has 5 exons.